Molecule: messenger RNA, 3795 nt
Organism: Neltuma alba
Lineage: Eukaryota; Viridiplantae; Streptophyta; Magnoliopsida; Fabales; Fabaceae
Product: extra-large guanine nucleotide-binding protein 1
Exons: 8
Coding region: 466-3381 (971 amino acids)
Biological process (GO): G protein-coupled receptor signaling pathway
Molecular function (GO): G-protein beta/gamma-subunit complex binding; guanyl nucleotide binding; GTPase activity
Source: RefSeq, a predicted model, not a curated record
CUCAUUCACUUUGCCCGACUACCCUUUUUCCUUUCUUCUCCAAGCGCAACUCCGACACCCACUUCCACCUUCCUAUGGAUUUUCCCAGAUUUGGUUUUCUCUUUUUCCAUUUUCUUCCCUUCUCCUCCAUUUGCCUGCGCUCAACGUCAGCCCCUUCCUACUAGCAUAGUAGCAUUCUCUUCAUCUUAUUUACUUCCUCCUUUCGCCCAUUGCUCCCUCCCUCUGCUCUCACUGCCCAUUAGGCUUUCUUUCUCCUUUUUCUGUGCAUUACCUAUACCCUGGCCCUAUUUUCUUUUGCAAACUAUUCUUUGCUUUGUUUUCAAAUUCAGUUUCGUUUUGGACGGAGAUUCUGCUACUGCUUACUUUGAUGGUGUUUUUGUCCUCCUCCUAUUGGAGGUUCGAGACCUGGCUUUGCUUUGAAAUUAGGGUUAGAGAUUAUUUUUAUAUCUUCUAGAUUUAUCGAGCAUGUCUCCUGCUAGGACGCCCGAGGGCGAUGAUGGAGUCCCAUAUUCAUUCGCUGUUGAGUAUAACGGACCGCCGGUUGCCUUCGAUCUUCCCAAGGCUGUGCCCAUAAGCGUUGAGAAAAUCCCGGUGGCUGCAGUGGUUUCUCAGGUUCCCUUAUCAGAUAAACGAUCCUUGCCGGUUGUCCAACCGCUCUUGGCGCCGGAACCUCCGAGGGGGAGAUUCUCCAAGGAGCUCAACCCACUUGGCUCUGAACCCUCGGUUUCCCCGACUUCGGUCAUUGCCUUUGAUCCGAGUAGGGAGGAUGGUGGCGGUAGCUCGUCGAAAGAACUAGAGUUAGGUUCCGAAAGAACAGUGUCCCCAACUUCCGUGAUUGCCUUUGAAGAUAGUGUUACGCAGGGUAAUGUGUGUGAGUUAUCGGGUGAAUUGAGUAGCUCGGGAGCAUUUGAGUUCUCGAAUGGGAAUUACGUCUCUGGUGAAUUGUCGGACGUGGCGGUCAGCUCCAGGGUGCUAGACUCCAACUCUAUUAGUCACGAACACUCGCACGAGUUACUGAGGGAUGCUGGAAGCCUGAGCACUGGGGAAUUUUCCGACAGUUUUGACAAGUCAGGAAGAAGCUCGAGUGUUUUGAGGACUUCGAACUGUGGAAAAGAGAGUUUUGAUUGUAAUGAUUCAAAUCAACAAGAUUGGGGUUCCACUGAAUCUGUGUUGAGUUUAGAUUAUCCGUCCUCCAGGGUUUAUUCCUUAAAGACUGCGGAUUGUGACAAUGAGCCAGAUUGUGAUUCUAUACGCCCUCAUAUUGUUACAUUCAACGUCGACUCGGAUGACGCUUUAAAUGAGGAAUGCGAAGAAGAGAGUGAAACAAGACCAGUGAAAAGAGAACCUCUAACAAAGGGAAAGAAAGGGUCAUGCUAUCGAUGCUUGAAAGGAAAUAGAUUCACUGAAAAAGAAGUUUGCCUUGUUUGCGAUGCAAAGUAUUGUAGCAAUUGUGUGUUAAGAGCUAUGGGGUCAAUGCCUGAAGGACGUAAAUGUGUCACUUGCAUAGGAUUCCCAAUUGACGAGUCAAAACGAGGGAAUUUGGGAAAAUGUUCUCGGAUACUCAAACGACUGCUUAAUGACUUGGAGGUUCGACAGAUAAUGAAGGCGGAGAGGUCUUGUGAAGUAAAUCAGUUGCCAGCUGAAUACAUUUGUGUGAAUGGAAAUUCUCUUUCUCCUGAGGAACUGGUUACUCUGCUGAACUGCCCAAAUCCUCCGAAGAAGCUUAAGCCAGGAAAUUAUUGGUAUGAUAAAGUAUCUGGUCUGUGGGGGAAGGAAGGACAGAAGCCUUCCAGAAUUAUUAGUCCCCAUCUAAAUGUUGGGGGUCUCAUCAAACCGGAUGCCAGCAAUGGAAACACUCAGGUUUUCAUCAAUGGUCGAGAAAUAACAAAGGCUGAGCUUCGAAUGUUGCAGUUGGCAGGGGUUCAAUGUGCUGGCAACCCACAUUUUUGGGUCAAUGAAGAUGGUUCAUACCAAGAAGAGGGACAGAAGAAUACAAGAGGAUAUAUAUGGGGAAAGGCUGGAACGAAGCUUGUAUGUGCACUGCUGUCUCUCCCUGUUCCUUCAAAAUCGUCAAAUUCUUUCGGAGAACAAAUCACCAAUCCGGUUAGCAGAACAGUUCCCGAUUACCUUGAGCAUGGAAUAGUUCAGAAGCUCCUGUUAGUUGGUUACAGCGGUUCUGGAACGAGCACUAUUUUUAAGCAGGCCAAGAUUCUGUACAAAAGUACCCCUUUCUCUGAAGAUGAACGUGAAAAUAUUAAACUUACCAUUCAGAGCAAUGUCUAUGCCUAUCUAGGCAUACUUCUAGAGGGUCGUGAACGUUUUGAAGAUGAAUGCCUUGCAGCUUUAAAGAACAGGCAAUCUUCUGCAGGAAACACCGCAGCAGGAAACUGUUCAGAUUUUGACGACAAAACAAUUUAUUCAAUUGGCACAAGGUUGAAAGCAUUCUCUGACUGGCUGCUCAGAACUAUGGUAUCAGGCAAACUUGAUGCUAUCUUUCCAGCUGCUACUCGUGAAUAUGCACCAUUAAUUGAGGAGUUGUGGAAUGACUCUGCUGUCAAGGCUACGUAUGAAAGAAGAAGGGAAUUAGAAAUGCUACCCAAUGUGGCCAGUUAUUUCAUAGAGCGGGCCGUUGAGAUAUUGAGGCCUGAUUAUGAACCCUCAGAUUUGGAUAUUCUAUACGCUGAGGGAGUUACUUCAUCCAAUGGGCUUGCUUGUGUUGAGUUCUCAUUUCCCCAGUCUGCUCCUGAUGAAACUGUUGAUACUGCUGACUUGCAUGAUUCUCUGACAAGGUAUCAACUAAUAAGAGUACAAGCAAAAGGAUUAGGGGAAAAUUGCAAGUGGCUUGAGAUGUUUGAAGAUGUGGGAAUGGUCCUUUUCUGUGUUGCCUUGAAUGACUAUGAUCAGUAUUCCCUUGAUGGAAAUGGUUGUCUCUGUAACAAGAUGAUACUGAGCAGGAAGUUUUUUGAAACCAUCGUCACCCAUCCGACCUUUGAUCAGAUGGACUUCCUACUGAUAUUAAACAAAUAUGAUCAAUUUGAGGAGAAAAUAGAACAAGUUUCAUUGACCCAGUGCGACUGGUUCUCUGAUUUUCAUCCGCUUAUUAGCCGACAUCGCUCGAGCAGCAACAGCAACAGUAUCAACAGUAGCCCUUCCCUUGGUCAGCUGGCUUCCCAUUACAUAGCAGUCAAGUUCAAGAGGCUUUAUUCAUCGCUUACUGGGCGGAAGUUGUAUGUAUCCCUAGUGAAGGGUUUGGAGCCUGAUAGUGUUGACGUAGCACUCAAAUAUGCUAAAGAGAUUUUAAAGUGGAAUGAAGAGAGACCAAACUUCAGCGUCAGUGAGUACUCGAUGUAUAGCACUGAGGCGAGUUCAUUCUCUCCCUGAUUGCUAAUUGAGACGGGAAUUCUAAGUCACAUUUGACUUGUUUAAUGCCCUUUUGUACAUACAUAUAUUUCUAACGAAGAGUAACAGGGAAGCGCAUUCCUUCCGCACACUGGUGUUGUAAGAUGCGCUAGGCGCCUGUAGGUUUCCCGCGGUUCAGCCAUGUCCUCAAGCCCCCGAGGUUGAGGUUGGGGUGUAAUGUUGAUUUUUUUUUUUUUUUUUUAACAUGGUAAAGUAAUAUAUUGAGGUUUGUAUUUGUAUAUUUGAUUGAUAGGCAGGCUCCUCUCAUUUACAAAUUUGAAUACCAAAUCGACUUUCGUCCAUUAAUAGAUGAGGUAGAGUCGUAGACAAUUCGUGUUCAGUAUUUUGAUUGAAAUAUUAAUGCAUGAGCUCCCAGGGGAACAUUUCCUUUUGAGG